Paramuricea clavata is the source of this 2683-nucleotide messenger RNA. NCBI's taxonomy places the organism in Eukaryota, Metazoa, Cnidaria, Anthozoa, Malacalcyonacea, Plexauridae. The record is from the annotation of a GenBank genome assembly.
AUGUGCAACACCAUCUUAAAGAAACUGAUCCCCCCCAUACCAUCGAUAGGUCAGGUGAAAAAGGCCCUUAAUGCAUUAAAGGCAAAGGAGGCGAUUGGCAUUGAUGGAAUCCCUGCGUGGUUCCUGAAGCAGUAUAGUGAAGACUUAGCUCCCGUAGCACAUAACAUCACCACGAGUAGUAUAAUUCAAUGUAAAUACCCCACCUUGUACAAACAAGCUCUAAUAACCCCUGUGCUUAAAAUUACUCCACCAAAAAAUAUUGAAACUGAUUUUCGUCAAAUUUCUUUGCUUCCACAGUUAGCUAAAGUGCUGGAAAAGAUUCAAUUGCAACUAAAUUGUGCAGAUCUCACAUUAAAAGAUAACCAACAUGCAUUUCUCAAGGGCCGUUCUACAAUCUCAGCAUUGAUUGAAAUUUCACAAAAAUGGUUAGAUGAAACUGAAAACACUGCGCAUGGCAGAAAAGGUAUCCAUGCUAUUUUCAUUGACUUUAGCAAAGCGUUUGAUAUGGUGGACCACCGAAUUCUCCUUUCUAAAUUGGCCUCUAUGAACUUAACUAAAUAUUUUUGUUUCGUUCCCCGCAGGAACGAAACGGUACUGUAUUUGGUUUCGACCAAUGUCACAGGAAAGUGACGUCAGAUAUCAAAGUUAUCCAAUCCUUUGCCAGUAUUCUUGCUGAAACGUCAAUUACAUUUAGAAUCGUCCAAUGAGAUGACCGCUCCUAGCAUAAGAAGUUUUUUGGAGGCGUGGCGUAUAAUUGGGAAUCUUAGUUAAUUAUAUGUCAACUUGUCAAGCGAAGUUCUAUCCGCUUUGUGUGACGACGUGGUGUCCUAGAUUUUAGCCAGAAUAAAAGGCUCUUGCUUGGCCUUAAUUCAUCUAAGCCUGGCCCUUACUCUUGAAUUUAGUCUUUUUGGGACCGCGGGAACAGUUUGACCAAGCUAAGAAUAAAUACGGGGGGGGGGACAUGCUGCGCUUGGCCAAAUACUUCAUGCGAAAAAUUAAAAACGAAGAAAUAUGUAUACCGUAAUUACUCGAAUAAACGCCUCCCUCGAAUUAACGCCGCAGGGACAAGCAAAAAUUAAACGCCGCCCUUGAAUAAACGCCGCAUUAUUUCUCAUCGAUGCGGCGUUUAUUCGAAGCAUUCAUAACAUAUGAACUUUAUUCUUAGUUUUUUGGGUUAAGUGUUGAAGUUGAGUUUUAAUUAAACAAUAAAUGCACACUUGUUGUUACAAAAUUUGCAAUAAACGCCGCCCUCGAAUAAACGCCGCACCUUGAGCGCAAAAAAUUUAAUAAACGCCGCGACGUUUAUUCGAGUAAUUACGGUAUAUUAAUUAUAGGCAUAUAAUUAUAUAAUUGCACUCUCGUUUCCGUAUGCUCUUGUAAUAUAUAAAUAGGAACUCCGUAACAUGUUUACAACUUCUAGGCUGCUUUCGUUAUCUAAAUUUGGAAAUGGCGUAGAUAUCUAUGGGCGUGACACGUAUUGGUAUUAAAAAUAGUAGCGUAAAUGUGACUCUGAUGUAAUCUUUCUACUGUCAAUCAUUUUUAAAUCAACCUAUCAAACGGACAAGAAUGACGAAUUGCAAUGUUAACUCCAAAACUAAGUUUAGGACAUCAUUUGGCCCUGUGAUCUAGGAGUGGACGGAGUGAGAAGAUAUGCGAUUUUAAUGUUUCAAAAUUAAUAAUGAGUUUAUUUACAAAUUAACCAAGAAAAUCGUGUCGUAACGUUUUUGUCCCAUAAACAGAACUUUACAAAAUAUAUAAACUGUUCUAUUAUCUUGCCGAAGGGGUUUCAUCUUGAUUUAAAGUCAUCAUGUUGUUUUAUUGACAAAUAUACACUGACGCCAUUUUGAAUCUCAUGAAUCUCAUAGGAGGUUAGAGUUAGGGAUGGGGAUUGGGCGAGGUUUCGUGAUUGCGUGACAUGAAAACAUAACUUGAAUCUCGACUUUCCCCACAUAUUCUUUUUGCUAUUUUACGACAUGGCAGCAUUAACAAAAGGCGACAAAGUCAUUAGCCAAUGAGAUUGCUUAUCGCAGGUGGGUAUCAAAUCUAGCAGGUGAGUAUAUCAAAUCAUCGCGGAAGGCUAGCGCUGUCGACCAAUAAAAAGGGUUUUUGAAGCUCAUUUAUGGGAUAAUGAAAAUUACUAAAACGUGCAAAAAAUUACCAAAGCCCGCCCGCCUCGCAAAAUGGCCCGAUUUCAUUGCUCGUCAUAUACAAGUGAUCUAUGGUGACAACCGCUAAUUACAGACGUCUAGUAUUUCUAUAAUUAUAUUGGAACGAAACAUUAUUUCUUUUUUUAAAGAAAUAUUUUCUUGUUGGCUGCGGAUUCGAGAUUUCCUAUCCAUGAGAAGUCAACAGGUAAAGCUACUUCAAAUGUUGUCAUCAUCCGCUCCAUGCCCAACUGGAGUUCCGCAAGGCUCUGUCAUCUCUCCUAUGCUAUUUAAUGAUCUAGAGGAUGAAAUCCCUGCAAACCUAACCGUCAAUACCUAACUGUCGAUACCUAUACAUAUAAAUCGAUGAUCUAGAGGAUGAAAUCCCUGCAAACCUAACGGUCGAUACCUCGAAGUAUGCCGAUGACUGCACACUCGAUCAAGCAGUUAGAGCUGGGGAAAUAAGCCAUGUCAAACAGGCUCUAGACAUUAUCCAAAAUUGGUCAGUGUCGAACAAAAUGACUAUCAACAUAAAAUAA